AAAUUGGGGGAUGUUACUGGUGGGUGGCUGCUAUACAAAUCUGCAGCUUGAAGGGAGAUCCAUACUGUCAGAUAAGGAUAAACAGCUCGUCCAGGACUUGGCCCUUGCCUGGGACCUCCCUUCCCCAACUGAGAAAAACAGGAGAUGGCUUUUUGAGAAACUACUGAUCCAUGCUGUAGUUGGACGUGUCACAAGGCAAAUUAAGCAGCUGAGACGAGGUCUUAAAGAAACCCCAAUGUGGGCACUGGUGACCCAGAGACCUGACACAGUGGCCUUGCUUUUCCCUAAAGAGGGAGCAGGACAUUUCAGCCCUGAGGUACUUCUUCAGCGACUCACAUGGCCUCAUGAGGAUAGCGACGAUGAUGAGUGUUCAGCUGACACCAAAUGCCGCGUAUCAGGCUAUCUUCGACAGUUCAUUGCUAAUGCAACACCAACUGAACUGACCAACCUGGUCAAAUUCUGGACCGGAUGGGAGAUUGUACCACCAAGUCUCUCUGUAGAAGUGGUCGAGAGCAGAUACCCCACAGCCUCCACCUGCUUUGAGACCUUGCGCAUCCCAGGGCACUACAAGGAUUACACAUCUUUUAAACAUGACAUCCUGGCCUGUAUUUCCACUUGCCAUACAGGAUUUGGUCUUGUGUGAGUGUCAUGUGGCCUGCAUUUACCCUUGUCAGACAAGAU
Molecule: messenger RNA, 681 nt
Organism: Chelmon rostratus (copperband butterflyfish)
Lineage: Eukaryota; Metazoa; Chordata; Actinopteri; Chaetodontiformes; Chaetodontidae
Exons: 5
Coding region: 11-643 (210 amino acids)
Molecular function (GO): ubiquitin-protein transferase activity
Source: RefSeq, a predicted model, not a curated record